Messenger RNA from Chelonia mydas (Green sea turtle), 6552 nucleotides. RefSeq names its product KAT8 regulatory NSL complex subunit 1 (gene KANSL1). The record is from RefSeq and is a predicted model, not a curated record. The coding region runs from base 1436 to 4573 and encodes 1045 amino acids. NCBI's taxonomy places the organism in Eukaryota, Metazoa, Chordata, Testudines, Cheloniidae. Gene Ontology annotation, molecular function: histone acetyltransferase binding. The transcript has 15 exons. Gene Ontology annotation, cellular component: NSL complex.
GUGCAGGUAGGUGCUGGGAUGUGGGAGCCGAAGCUGGAGCUGGUGCAAUCGGGGAAGGGGGAAAAAGGGAGCCGUGAAGCGAUGGGCCGGGGGUCACUGGCAGGGCCGGCAGCGAGGCUGCGGUGCAAGGCAGUGGGGGGUCUGUGGCUGUGCAAGUGCAUGUUGCCGGGAGAGAGGGAGCGUGCGGCUGGCAGGGGGACCGAUCACCCCCUCUGGUGCUGCCAUAGACAACAGGCCAAGUAGUGCUGGGAGCCCCAGUCCCGCAACUUCGUGCGAGGAGUCAGUUGGGCUGGGGGGGCUGGGGGUGGGGGGAGGGCCAGAACUUUCUCUGAUCGAGUCUGAUUCCUGCCGCUCCGCAGAGAGGAGUGAUUGCUGAGAGCUAAUUCAGCAGGCCAAGGCGGGGGGAGGGGGAAGGAGGAGGAAUGAUGAUUGCACAGCCAGAAAGUGAGUUUUGGGGGUGGGGGAGUGCAGGGUGGGAGAGAGCCUUCACGUCGACGCUAGACAUUAGACGCCGAUAUCAGGGGCGAGAGCUGCAGCGGCUCCGUCCCACACGAAAUGAAGGGAUAUUUUGUUGCAUUUGCAACAAUGGUGAUGGCUAAACGAGCAGGCCAAAUGCUGGGAGGCGCUAGAGCAGGGAUGGGGUGUCGGGCGGGGGCAUCCCUAGGUGGGCCGGGAAUGAGAUCUAACCUGGGCCAGCCGCCAGCGGAGAUCCCACCGGGUCGCCACCUUGCAGGUCGGAUACGCAGGAGGGGGCUGGGGGGUUUAGACAGGCUCUGGGGUAGCGUCGUGUUUGAAGAGGGUUCCAAGUGCCUGGCGCAAGGACGGUUUAUAACUCCCGAGCUGCAGCGAGGUUGAACCGUGCAUUUGAGUUUCCAGGCUGUUCAUCCGUUGGGGCUUCUCAUCGGGCGUUUAGGUUUUGUUUGUUUACUUGUGUUAAGGAAACAAAAUGACCACAGACGUGCAAAAUCCCAACGAUCCCUAAGGAAUUUACAGGAGCAAAAGAAGGCGAGAAGGAGGCUCUGGCACGAACAUGGCAAAGCGUCACAGCAGCAAACAUGGCAUAGAAGCUGUAAAGACUUUAGAUAUUCAAUUUUAGGAAAUGGGGUAGAAAUUAUUUUUAGAACCCCCCCCCCCCCCCAUUUUUCCAAUCCUCCAUUUUACCCAAACAUUUUUAAAAAUGGCAAAUUCCAGACUCUCAAGAUACCAGAUUUCCACUUCUUCAAAUAAGAAAGAUUUGCAGACCUACUAGAACUUGGUUGGAUCUGGAAAGAUUAAGAGUCCCUCACAACUCAAACCUGAGUCUUUUCCGAACUGCUCCAGACACUAUGGAUUCUAUCAAGAUGUCCUGCAAGGCUGUCCUCAGGCGAGGCAGUAAGAGGCAGUGGAGCUGGCCUCGGCACUGGGAGAGGCUGGAUUUCCCGUCUCUCUGUGCUGAAUGGCUGCGAUGGCGCCCGCUCUCACUGACGCAGCAGCUGAAGCUCACCACAUCCGGUUCAAACUGGCUCCCCCGUCCUCCACCUUGUCACCUGGCAGUGCCGAGAACAACGGCAACGCCAACAACAUUCUUCUCACUGCCAACGGCACCAAAAGGAAAGCCAUUGCUGCAGAGGAUCCCAGUGUAGAUUUCCGUAAUAACCCUACCAAGGAGGAGCUGGGCAAGCUGCAGCCACUGGUGGCCUCUUAUCUCUGCUCGGAUGUAACAUCUGUUUCUUCAAAAGACCCUUUGAAGUUGCAAGGAGUCUUCAACAAGCAGACAGUUCUUAAACCUCAUUCUCUCUUAUCUCAGUCCUUCUUGAAAACAAACGAUCUGUUGGGGAGACAACCAGUGUUAGAGUUUUCUUUGGAAAAUCUAAAAAACAUGAGUACUAGUGGUCAGCCACCUCUUCCACAAGCACCUGUGAAUGGCUUGGCCAAGAAAUUGGCUAAAAGUACCAACUCAGACCAUGAAAACUCCAGUUCACUUAAUGGUGGGAAGCGUGUUCCCCUCUCAGCCACCCUCCAGGGUGUUGACUCUAACGCUGCAGGGGGUUCUGAAUCAGGGGACUUGAAGACGGGUUUGACCAAUUGCACUCUUCCACACAGAAGCCUUGAUGCUGAGCACACAACUCCAUUUAGCAAUAAUAGCACUGCAAACAAAUUGUCCCUUAAUUCUGCAGAGCAGCAGCGGGUGAUUGAAGGAGGCAGUGGAGAGAAUAGAUUGUCGUCUGGUGUAGAUGCACGUUCUGAUUUUGGGAGCGGCAAGACAGAGGAGCAGAAGUCUCCUCUGUCGGCUGGUCUCUUCAGUGCCAUGGACUCUGAUUUGAGGACAAAGGCACUGCUACGGCGGCAGGCAGACAUUGAGAACCGUGCUCGCAGGCUGCAGAAACGCCUGCAGGUGGUGCAGGCCAAGCAGGUAGAGAGACACAUCCAGCAACAGCUGGGUGGCUUCUUGGAGGAGACUCUGAGCAAACUGCCAAACUUGGACUCUCUAAGGCAUCGGAGCCAGCUGAUGCUCACCCGCAAGGCAGAAGCGGCCUUGAGGAAAGCUGCAAGUGAAACAUGUACGUCAGAAGGACUAAGCAGCUUCCUGAAGAGUGACUCUGUUUCAGAGGAACUGGAGAGGUUUACAGCCAGUGGGAUGGCCAAUUUGAGAUCCAGUGAGCAAGCAUUUGAUUCGGAUGUCACUGACAGCAGCUCAGGAGGGGAAUCUGACAUUGAGGAGGAGGAACUGACCAAAGCAGAACCAGAACAGCAUCAUGUACCACUGAGGAGACGGUCAGAAUGGAGAUGGGCAGCAGACCGAGCAGCUAUAGUCAGUCGCUGGAACUGGCUCCAAGCUCACGUCUCAGACCUGGAAUACCGAAUCCGACAACAAACAGAUAUUUACAAGCAGAUUCGUGCUAAUAAGGGGCUGAUAGUCCUUGGUGAAGCGUUGUCCCCAGAUACUGCAGUAGAUGAUGCAUCCCAUCCCCUUAGUGCUGAAGUUAAGCUGGAGCCCGGGACUGACAGACUGGGUGCUUCCAUUUCCCAGCCAGUAGUGAAUCUUGGUACAUCUGCUGGAAAUACUCCAGAAUCCCUUCCCUCCAAACCCUGUGGAGCGCUGAGACCUGUCAAUGGAGUUAUUAACACUCUUCAGUCUGGCUUGGCAGAACAUGCUCAGGGAGAUGGCACAGAUGUUGAAGAGCUGUUGCAUAAAAAGCAGCGACUGAACAUGGUCUCUUCUCCUUCUGAUGGAACCUGUGUAGCAGCUCGCACCCGCCCAGUACUGAGCUGCAAGAAGCGACGGCUCGUUCGACCUAGCAACAUCAUACCCCUCUCCAAAAAGGUUCAUCGUAACAGCAUGGUGCGAUGUAGCUGUGAUGUGAACCCGUUGUGUGCCAUCUGUGGCACUCGAAGCUCCAUAUCUCCGGAAAUCCAGUAUGAAGCCCCUUUGCUGGAGCGCCUCUCCCAGCUGGACUCAUGUAUUCACCCUGUUCUAUCAUUCCCAGAUGAUGUGCCGACGAGCCUGCACUUCCAGAAUAUGCUGAAAUCCCAGUGGCAGAGCAAGCCCUAUGAGAAAAUCAAACCUCCCAAAAAGCUCUCCCUCAAGCAUAGAGCCUCCAUGUCUGCCAGUAGCCUGUCUGACCCUGCUCGCAAGGACCGCCACAAACUGGUCAACUCCUUCUUCACUGCAGCCAUGUUAAAGCAUCACACAGAUGUCGGAGGCCCAAGUUACCUAUCAGCGACUGCGGCCUCUAUGCCCCACAGCCCCAUAGUGCGGCAGCUGUCCACAUCUUCUGACAGUUCUGCUCCUGCCAGCACAAGUUCACAGGGCGCCUCUAGCAUGUCUCCGAGGAGGAGGAGAGGCGAAAGCUCCUUUGAUAUUAAUAACAUUGUCAUCCCAAUGUCUGUUGCUGCAACAACUCGUGUGGAGAAACUACAAUACAAAGAAAUCCUCACACCGAGCUGGCGUGAAGUGGAUAUCAGUGCUCUGAAAGUGAACCCUGAUGAAGACAAUGAGGAGAUUGAGGACCUGUCUGAUUCAGCCUUUGCUGCUCUUCAUGCCAAGUGUGAAGAGAUGGAGCGGGCAAGGUGGCUCUGGAGCACCAGUCUGCCCCCUCAGCGGCGAGGCAGCAGGUCUUACAGAUCAGCAGACGGUCGGACAACCCCUCAGCUGGGGAACCCCUCCACUCCCCAGCCACCAUCACCCGAUGUGGGCAACUGCCACUCCCAUUCUGAAUUCUCACCACGCAGUCCCGUCAGCCCUGAACUGCACUCUGCCCCUCUCACGCCUGUUUCCCGUGACUCCAUGCGGCUCUUGUCCAGUGAGGACACCCGUUGUUCCACACCCGAGGCUGGCCUUGACGAACAGGCUGUGCAGCCCUGGGAGCGACGCUACUUCCCGCUCUCCUACAACCCCAGGACAGAGUGCGAGGACCAAUCUGAUCCCCAGGACCGGCUGUCCCGCUGCACCCGGCGCACAUCAGGCAGCAAGUCAUCCCGGGAGAUGGACAGCGCCCUCCCCUUGCCCGCCCUCCCCAGCCCCAAGAGCCGGCACCCAGCAGUGGCCUCCUCAGCAGCAGCGACAGCAGUUCAGCGGCCAGCACACAGAUAGAGACGGACAGGAAGGAAUGAACAAAACCAACACAGAACUAACUCUUGGCAUUAAAGCUUCCGAAAUCUGCGUUUGAUAUUCAAACAUCCUGCCGGGAAUUUUCACAGUUUUUAGUGAAUUUAAGGAGUUUAGAAACUGUUUUUUUUUGUUUGUUUGGGUUGUUUUUUUUUUUUCCAUGUUUCCUUGUCACACAAUAAGAGCACCCCAGCUUCCUCCCAGCAGAGUGAAGCCUCGGGAGGAGAGCAGCCUGCCAGACACCCUUCCGCCCCUCCCCCUUAGGUGUAUGAUUCUAGAGCACAGGAUUUAGCUGACUAGCAGACUUUGGGGAUUUUUUUCUCAAGCGAAAGGGUAUUUUUCUCUUACUCUCUGCUGCCUGCUGCCUCCUCCCUGAAAAGUUUUAGUGGAGUGAAAUUAGUGGUGAAAAGUGAUGUCUUUGGAAUGCAACCUCCCGCACUAGCUGUCUCUCCCCAUGUGCAGAGCUGAGAUCUGCAGUCCCUGCACACACUCUCCCUGUCAUUUUGUUCCCUAGGUUGUAGUUCCAAGUAUUCUCUCCAUGAUUCCCCCAGGCUGCAUUGCCCUUCAUUUCUUCCUUUCUCCACUCCUGCUUUUAGAGCAGCUGUUCGCUUCAUGGAGGACAAGCCUUCCUGUCACUUGGGGAAAGGAGGUCCCCUCAUUAGCUGCUUCGUGCACAGCUCCCUGUGGGAGAGUGGGAUUUGGGAAGCAGUCUUGUUCAGUUCACACCCUGUGGUUUUUAUACUGGGUGGGGGGCAGAGAAGUGGGAGUCCAGCCCAGCAUGUUCUGGUGCUUCAGCAGGAGCAGAGUUUAUCCAGCACCCUUCAGGACUCCUUCUGCUGAGAUCUGACUUGCUGCUGGCACCAGUACACGCUUUGAUACAGGAAAUGCAAUUCUGUGACCGACACUUUAAUUUGCCUUCGUGGUUUUUUACCCACCGCAAUUAGAAAAUUUCAGGCGAGGUUAGCAGCUGGCCAUCAGAAUGUCACUUCUGUUGUUACUGUUACUGCUUAGAAAGCAUGAUGAGCUGCAGAUGCCAGGAGUAGGACUCAGCAAUUCACCAUGUGAAGUCUGUAGGCUGCAGUGCACAGGCCGCUAAUGUUUGUUUCGCUUAAAUUGGUUUGAUCUAUUUAAAAAAAAAGUCCUAAGAAAAAGCAAGUGUCGUGUGCUGCUCGAAGUCCAGCUCAGUAGAGCCUUGGCUGCUUGCUUAGGAAAAGAUCAGGACUUGUUUUUCACCACUGCUUAACUCCACUUCCACACAAAUUUUGAAAACAAAUGUUUAGUCAGUUUCAUUUUUGAGGACUUUUUGGUCUGAUGAUCAUAAAGUUUGACAGGUAUUUUACUUUAAAAUGGCACCACCGCUGGCCCCUCCUCCUCUAGAGACUCCUGGAUCCCACACACCGUUCCCAUCUGUAAUGUUUUCUGACCCUGACGGUGUGGCUGUUGGUCCCUGUCCUGUUGUUAGCAUUGUGCCUGUCUUAUGUAUAAUCACAUCACCAAAAAAGGAAAAAAAAGACAAAGGACAUAAUUUUUUUUUCCAUUUUGUAAUCGUAAAGAAAUAGUAGCUAAACUGCUUAAUGGUUGGGGUUUUUUCACAAUUUUCAACAUUAUCUAGUGUUCUUUGGUUCUGUUCUAGUUUAAAGGAUUUGUCAUCGUUUCUUUAAAAAAAAAAAAAAAAAAAAAAAAAAAAACCAAUGCUACCAUAUCCCUUUGCAUAAGUGCUUUUCUAUUUAUAAGGUUGAAAAUUCUGAAUAACCCUUUUAGCAUUAUAAAAAACCACAAAAAAACCACCUUGUAUUUUGUAAAUAUUUUUCUUUUCCUGCUUUGAGCUGUGUAAUGUCCUUGUUCUAUAGAAACGCUUUUCUUCUGAGAAGCUGAUCUUUGUUAAUGUCCUGAUUCUGUUUGCAAAGCACAAAUGUGCUUAUAAAAAAAAAAAAGAAAAGAUUAAAAAAAAUUUAAAAAAUGGA